UUGAGGUUUCUGACCUAACCCAUCAUUACGAUUUACUCUUACGCAUGUCUGAUUCCCCUUUCUCUAUCCCUAUUUCUCAUAUCCGACCAACCCAAGAAGAAGAAAUCACAAUUUUUGUAUAUCAUAUCAUCUCUAACAUGGGUUUCUCGUCCUACAAUAUAUAGGAAAGAAUCAGAGAGAUAGCAUAUGCAAGAAUAAUGGGUUAUUGUCCAUGCUUUGGCAGGAAGAAGUCAGUCCAAUUGAAGAGAGAAGAAAAGCCAGAAUUCAAUUCAUCCACAGUUCUUAACCUGUCUGAAUUCUCAUCUGAUAAACCAAACGCAAUAGAACCAUCACUUUUGAUUGAUACUCUUGAAUCUAGUCAUCAAUCACUUUUGAUUGAUCCUCUUGAAUCUAGUCAUAGAUCGAAUGCAGAUCAAUCAAACACAGAUGAAGAGUCAAGACCCGAACCAUCACUUUCGAUUGAUCCUCUCGAUUCCAGUAGUAAUCAAUCCAUUACAUUCAGAUAUAGGGAGCUAGCAAAGAUAACAAAUGAUUUUAGGAUCUUGAUUGGUCAAGGAGGUUUUGGCAUGGUUUACAAAGGGAAGAUUGAAGGUACAGGUCAGUGUGUUGCUGUUAAAAGACUAAAUGAGACAAGUUUUCAAGGGGACAAAGAGUUUCUUGUAGAGGUUCUUAUGCUCUCUCUUUUACGACAUCCUAAUCUUGUCCACAUGAUUGGUUACUGUGCUGAAGGAAAUCAACGGCUACUUGUUUAUGAGUUCAUGCCCUUGGGUUCAUUAGAAAUGCAUCUUCACGAACUAGAACCUGGAAUGGAGCCAUUAGAUUGGAACACUAGAAUGAAGAUAGCAUUAGGUGCAGCUUAUGGAUUGGAUUACUUACAUAAUGUAGCAGAUCCUCCUGUUAUAUACAGGGACUUAAAAUCUUCUAACAUAUUAUUGGAUAACGAUUUCAUCCCGAAACUUUCCGACUUUGGCCUUGCAAAAUUCGGGCCCGAAGGUGAUGACUCACAUGUAUUAACUAGAGUCAUGGGCACUCAAGGCUAUUGUGCUCCUGAAUACAGCCUGACCGGAAAAUUGACCAAGUAUUCUGAUAUCUAUAGUUUCGGUGUAGUCAUGUUAGAACUUAUUACGGGUAAAAAAGCGUUUGAUUCGUCUAGAGAACGUGGAAAAGAGAGUUUAAGUUAUUGGGCGUGGCCUUUGUUAAGAGACAGGAAGAAUAUAUUUCAAUUGGCUGACCCAUCAUUGAACGGUCAAUUCCCCAAGUCAGUUUUUCGAAUGGCGGCUGAAGUGGCAUGCUUGUGUCUACAUGAGCAUGGUCGUUCUCGUCCCGGGACUAGUGAAAUUGUGCGUGCCUUGGAGUAUCUGAUUUCGCACCCACAUUUUCUAACACGAAAAAGUAAAAAAAUGAGAGAUAUGGUUACCACUACGGGUGAAGAAGAAGAGUCUACAACUAUGAAUGAGGCAAACUUAAUCAAAGAUUUAGAAAGACAACGAGCUAUUGCGGAAGCCAAAAGUUGGGGAGAGGCUUGUAGGGGAAGACACGAUGGUUUAGGUGGCAUUGAGCAAUAACUGAGUCAAUGGGAAUGUGCAUCCUAUUUGAAAACACUUUUUAUUCAUGUUUCUAUAUCCCAUAUACAAAAUGUUUGGAUUUUAAACUUUGUACAGAGUCUAGACAUAUUGAGAGAAAAAGAAACAGUUUUUGGAUUCAGAUAUAGAAAAUAAUUUAAAAGUGUUUUAAUUGAGGUUAAUGCA
Molecule: messenger RNA, 1748 nt
Organism: Impatiens glandulifera
Lineage: Eukaryota; Viridiplantae; Streptophyta; Magnoliopsida; Ericales; Balsaminaceae
Product: probable serine/threonine-protein kinase PBL7
Exons: 5
Coding region: 198-1565 (455 amino acids)
Biological process (GO): protein phosphorylation
Molecular function (GO): ATP binding; protein kinase activity
Source: RefSeq, a predicted model, not a curated record